This is a messenger RNA of Aspergillus udagawae, 270 nucleotides long. Its product is annotated as heat shock 9/12 family protein. The transcript has 3 exons. The record is from RefSeq and is a predicted model, not a curated record. Lineage: Eukaryota; Fungi; Ascomycota; Eurotiomycetes; Eurotiales; Aspergillaceae. The coding region runs from base 1 to 270 and encodes 89 amino acids.
AUGUCUGACGCCGGUCGCAAGGAUUUCUCUACCAAGGCCAAGGAGGAGAUCACUCCUGACUCCACCAAGUCCACCCAGCAGAAGGUCAAGGAGAGCGUUACUGACACCGGCGACCGUGUCGCUCGUGGUCUGCAGACCGACGGGAGCAAGUCCGGCCCUCAGGAGGCUUUCGACAAGACUCAGCGUUCCCAUGACAACCACGCCCACGGCGGUGCCAGCGGAUCCAUCGGUGACAAGGUCAAGAACGCCGUCGGCCUUGGCAACCACUAG